GAAAUGACUAUUCUGCAUGGGGGCUUCUUGCUGGCUGAGCAGCUGUUCCGCCCCAAAGCACUAGCAGAAUUGACCAAGUCCGACUGGCAACACGUUGGGCAGCCCAUCGUGGAGGCCUUGAAGGAGAUCUCAGCCACACCAUGCUCCCAGCCCUUUGCCUGGAAGAAGAAAGCACUGAUAAUCAUCUGGGCCAAGAUUCUUCAGCCCUACCCUGCCACCCCUGCAGACACUGAAACCAGGUGGCAGGAAGAUGUGUUUUUCUCAGUAGGCAACAUGCUCCCUACCAUCAAUCACACAAUCCUUUUUGAGCUGCUCAAGUCCCUGGAAGCUUCUGGACUCUUCAUCCAGCUCCUAAUGGCCCUGCCCACCACUAUCUGCCAUGUAGAACUAGAACGCUUUUUGGAGCACAUGACUGUUGACACUUCCUCAAAGGAUGUGGCCUUCUUCCUAGACAUCUGGUGGGAAAUGAUGAAACACAAGGGCAAUCAGCAGGACCCUUUGCUCUCCCAGUUUAGGACAAUGGCCCAUAAGUACUUGUCCUCUUCAGAUGAGUUCUGCCACCCUCCAAAGAGGUUUAAGUCAGACCCAGAUGUGUGUCCUACCAUGCCCCUGUUGGCCAUGCUGCUCAAUGGGUUGAAGCAAAUCCAAAAUAAAAUCCUUUGUCCCGGAAUGAAGUGCUGUGCAUUAGCCAACUUGGCUGACAUGCUGACAGUGUUUGCACUGGUAGAAGAUGACCCCCAGGAAGUGUCUGCAACUGUCUAUCUGGACAAACUGGCCACCGUGAUCUCUGUGUGGAAUUCAGACACCCAGAACCCAUACCACCAACAGGCGCUGGCAGAGAAGGUAAAGGAAGCAGAGCGGGAUGUCAGCCUGAGCUCGCUGGCCAGGCUCCCAACUGAGACGCUCUUUGUUGGGUUCGAGUACAUGCAUAGCCUGCUGCAGGAGUGGGGGGAAGAGCUGCAGGCCAUGCUCAAUAGCAGCCAGGGAACAAAUUACGAUAGCUACCGGCUCUGUGACAGUCUGACUUCCUUCAGCCAGAACCUGAAGCUCUACCUGGAUACCACCACCUUGUCUAAGGAAGAAAGGCAGGUGGUCUCUGAGUUGGCAGACUGUGUCAAGGACUUUCUGAGGAAAACAAGCAGAGUGCUGAAGAACAAGGGCUUGGAGAAGGACAUUACUGCCUCGAUUGCCAUGGCUAUUAUCGAGCAGAAGAUGGACCGGCAUAUGGAAAUGUGUUAUGUCUUUGCCUCUGAGAAGAAGUGGGCCUUCUCAGACGAGUGGCUCGCCUGCCUGAUUAAUAACAGGGCUCUCUUCCGAGAGCCGGGCUUGGUGUUAAAGCUGUUGGAAACAGUGAUGGAUGUCAGCACGUCUGACAGAGCCGUCCCUGAGUCUCAGGUCAAACAAGUGGUUGACUUGAUCCUGGAAUGUUAUGCAGACCUCUCGCUGCCAGAUAAAAAUAAAGUUCUCUCAGGUGUCUUAGAUUCCUGGGGGCGGAAAGGCCUCUCUGAGAAGUUGUUGGCAUACUUAAAGGGUUUUCAGGAAGACCUCAAUACCACUUUUAACCAGCUCUCACAGAGUGCCUCUGAACAGGGCUUGGCUAAUGCGGUGGCUUCUGUGGCCCGGCUGGUGAUCCUGCACCCAGAAAUCACAGUAAAGAAAAUGUGCAGCAUGGCUGUGGUCAAUCUCGGCACCCACAAGUUCCUGGCUCAGAUUCUCAGUGCCUUCCCCGCCCUCAGGUUCACAGAAGAGCAGGAUCCAAACCCACCUACCACGUUCAUGGUGUCAUGCCUCAAAGAGACUGUUUGGGGAAAGUUCUCAACACCCAAGGAAGAAAAGCAAUUUUUGGAGUUCAUAAGCUGCCUGAUGAGUCCCGUGAAGCCUCAGGGGAUUCCAGUUGCUGCUCUUCUUGAGCCAGAUGAAGUACUCAAGGAAUUUGUCCUGCCUUUCUUGAUGCUAGAUGCUGAAGAGGUAGACCUCAGCCUGAGGAUCUUCAUCCAGACUCUAGAAGUGAACGCAGGCUUAGAAUACUGGCUCCAGACCUGCUCUCCAUUCCCCCUCAUUUUCAGCAUGUGCCAGCUCCUGGAUUGUUACAGCAAAUAUUGGCAACUCCCCAAGGAAAAGCGGCACCUGUCUUUGGAUGAGAAGGAUCUGGCGAUCCAUGUCCUGGCACUCCUCUGUGACAUUGUAUUAGCUAAUGUGGAGACCUUCUCCCCUGAUACCUGGAUCAAGUCCCUGUCUUGGCUCCACCAGAAGUUGGAGCAGCUAGACUGGACUGUGGGCCUAAGACUGAAGAAUUUCUUUGAGGGCCACUUCAAGUGUGAGGUGCCAGCCACACUUUUUGAGAUCUGUAAGCUUUCUGAGGGUGAGUGGACCUCCCAGACCCACCCAGGGUAUGGGCCAGGCACAGGGCUCCUGGCUUGGAUGGAGUGCUGCUGUAUCUCCAGCAGUAUCUGUGAGCAGAUGCUCUCCCUCCUGGUGGUAGAUGUGGGCAAUCCAGAGGAGGUCAGACUGUUCAGCAAGGGCUUUCUGGUGGCCCUGGUACAAGUCAUGCCUUGGUGCAGCCCCCAGGAGUGGCAGUACCUUCACCAGCUGACCAGGAGACUGUUGGAGAAACAGCUCCUCCAUGUCCCGUACAGCCUGGAAUAUAUUCAGUUUGUUCCUCUGCUCAACUUAAAGCCCUUCGCCCAGGAGCUCCAACUCUCCAUACUCUUCCUGAGAGUUUUCCAGUUUCUCUGCAGCCAGAGUUGUCGUAAUUGGCUUCCUAUAGACGGCUGGAGCCAUGUGGUCAAGCUCCUCUGUAGCAGUCUGACCAACCUCCUGGACUCAGUUAGGUUGAUACAGUCCUUGGGCCAAGGACAAGAGCAGGACCUGACCCAGGAAGCCCUGUUUGUUUAUACCCAGAUGUUCUGUCAUGUUCUACAUAUCAUGGCCAUGCUCCACCAAGAGGUGUGUGAACCACUUUAUGUUUUGGCCUUGGAGAUCCUCACUUGCUAUGAAACCCUGAGCAAGCCUAAUCCUUCUGUUAGUUCCUUGCUCCAGAAGGUGAAUGAGCAGCGCUUCUUAAAGUCCAUCGCCGAGAACAUUAACCCUGAGGAGUGGCGCUACACCCUGCUGCAGAAGAUCAGCAACUUCUGA
Orycteropus afer afer is the source of this 3135-nucleotide messenger RNA. RefSeq names its product gem nuclear organelle associated protein 4 (gene GEMIN4). Gene Ontology annotation, biological process: spliceosomal snRNP assembly; rRNA processing. NCBI's taxonomy places the organism in Eukaryota, Metazoa, Chordata, Mammalia, Tubulidentata, Orycteropodidae. The record is from RefSeq and is a predicted model, not a curated record. Gene Ontology annotation, cellular component: SMN complex.